Molecule: messenger RNA, 1962 nt
Organism: Carassius carassius (crucian carp)
Lineage: Eukaryota; Metazoa; Chordata; Actinopteri; Cypriniformes; Cyprinidae
Product: mucin-2-like
Exons: 10
Coding region: 46-1962 (638 amino acids)
Source: RefSeq, a predicted model, not a curated record
UGCAUCAAACUCUCUCAACUCUUGGACUGUCUUAUUAACUCAAGAAUGUCGCUGUCUCUGGGAAUCACGUCUCGACAAAAGCAUCAUUUGCUGUGGCUGAUGGUCAUCUGUUGUGGUACAUGCCAGAUAACCUGCUCAAAAAUUAUGAUAAUCGGCGAGGAUUUGACAGAUACGUGUUUCUGGAGCUUCAACAGUUCAUCCUGUCCAGCUAUAAACCUGACAUGUCCACCGGGAUAUGAAAUACUGAUAGGAAAGUUUUGCAUAGCGAAUAUCAAAUACAACACAUCUUCCACAGGAUAUUGCAAAUCAUACUGUUUCAACAUAACAAACAAUGAGGGCAAAUAUGAAGUAAGAAUGGAUGAGAUGGCUCUAAACAUUGAAAUGUGGUUUGUCCCAAAUCCAUAUAAAUGCCUUACAUCAGAAGUUCUGAAAUCAACAGGAUCCACAUCCAAUCAUAUUGGGACUUGUCGGCCACAGUCAAGCACAAACACUACCAACCCUACCACCACCACGACUGAAUCUACCAUUACUACCCCAGCUAGCAACCCUACCACCACCACCAUGACUGAAUCUACCAUUACUACCCCAACUAGCAACCCUACCACCACCACCACGACUGAAUCUACCAUUACUACCCCAACUAGCAACCCUACCACCACCACCACGACUGAAUCUACCAUUACUACCCCAGCUAGCAACCCUACCACCACCACCACGACUGAAUCUACCAUUACUACCCCAGCUAACAACCCUACCACCACCACCACGACUGAAUCUACCAUUACUACCCCAACUAGCAACCCUACAACCACCACCACGACUGAAUCUACCAUCACUACCCCAGCUAGCAACCCUACCACCACCACCAUGACUGAAUCUACCAUUACUACCCCAGCUAGCAACCCUACCACCACCACCAUGACUGAAUCUACCAUUACUACCCCAGCUAGCAACCCUACCACCACCACCACGACUGAAUCUACCAUUACUACCCCAGCUAGCAACCCUACCACCACCACCAUGACUGAAUCUACCAUUACUACCCCAGCUAGCAACCCUACCACCACCACCAUGACUGAAUCUACCAUUACUACCCCAGCUAGCAACCCUACCACCACCACCACGACUGAAUCUACCAUUACUACCCCAACUAGCAACCCUACAACCACCUCCACGACUGAAUCUACCAUCACUACUACCAGCCCUAUCAUCAACACCAUCUCUACUAACAACUCGACCACCACCACAACUGAAUCUACCACUUUCACCAGUACUAACAACCUUACCAAUAGCUCUACCACACCCACCAACACCUACAAUCCCAAUUAUACAAAUCCAUACGAAGGUUGUUUGAAAAACCUUUCUGUUGAUCCUGAAAAGAUAUGUAAAUACGCUACAUAUGAAAAUGACACAUGCUGUGGGAAAAAUGAAAGCAGAUAUGUUAUGCAUUUAAAUGGGAGUAAGUGGACAUGUGUGACCUGCGAUGAUGGAAGAUCAACCACCAUUACACCACUGUCACAAACCAUUACCAUUUUCCCAACUACCAUGCCCACUCUCCCACAACCGGAGAUGAAUUUCACUCUUUCAAGUGGCCAAAACAAUGGAGAUAAAACUGAUCCCAAAAAGGCAGCAGAAAGCUUGGAAAAACUGGAGUCACUGGUGGAGCAGAUGGAGAAAAGGAAUAAAACCAAUGCAGCAAUUUUCAUGGGGGAUGUAAUUGGCGUUCUCCAAAGACAACCCAAGAACACAGCAACCAAAAACAUCAGCAUAUGCUACUCUUCAAGUCAGAAUUUAAUAAACGUUGUUGAGAGCAACCAGGCUGGUUUUCCCUGGUCUGUAAAGAUUCCCAGUGAGGCCUUUAAUAAAUCACGACAGGAAAACAAUGGAAGUGCAUUUGUUGGAGUUUUACGGUUCAAAAACAUGGUAAAAAAUGCCUGCGCUAUUGUUUCACUUUCAUUUUGA